ACUGAAAAAAAAAUGUGUAUUUUUUGACAGGUAAUUGAACUUAAACUUAAUGCCGAUAGUGGGAUAUUUGAUCAACAUUGUGGUAUGGCCGACGUAGAAAAACACAUUCGCUGUAGAUGCGAGUGUACUUUAAAGCCGAGUAGCUGUAAUAGACAACAAAAAUUUGUUAAGGACGAUUGUCGAUGUAUUUGCCGAGAUGAUUCCAAGAUGAAACGCUGCUCGUCAAAGGGGAAGUUUUGGGAUAGUGAAUCAUGCCAGUGUCGUUGCUCCAUGUUAAGCCGCCGCAUGUGCUCAACAGGAUUCUAUUAUGAUCUGAAACGCUGCAAAUGCGUGAAUGACAACGAAAUUAAGACCAGCAGCUGGUUCAGAAACCUCAUAAGAAGAAUUCGUAUGGAAGAUUGAGAGCGACCUUCACCACUCUAGACACUUUAAAUUUUUACUGACUCCACUUUAUCUACAUUGUAUUUAAAAGCUCAUGAUAUAAUUCUACAAAUAGUAUUUUUUGUCGGUAUUAAUAUUUUAUCUGGUAAUACUGUUAGUGUUUUUUUUUGUUAACUUUCUGCAUUUAGUUUUAUUUUAUAAAAGGUUCGAGUUUUCGAAAAUCGUGUUUACCAAUAUAUAUAUAUAUAUCAAUUUAUGAAUACUGAUA
Molecule: messenger RNA, 649 nt
Organism: Limulus polyphemus (Atlantic horseshoe crab)
Lineage: Eukaryota; Metazoa; Arthropoda; Merostomata; Xiphosura; Limulidae
Product: balbiani ring protein 3-like
Exons: 3
Coding region: 85-402 (105 amino acids)
Source: RefSeq, a predicted model, not a curated record